Molecule: messenger RNA, 624 nt
Organism: Trachymyrmex cornetzi
Lineage: Eukaryota; Metazoa; Arthropoda; Insecta; Hymenoptera; Formicidae
Exons: 2
Coding region: 1-624 (207 amino acids)
Source: RefSeq, a predicted model, not a curated record
AUGACGCGUGCGGAGAGGGAGGCGGAACGGUUAUUCAGAGAGCAUUAUACGGACGUGUGGGACGACGAUAGUCUGUUUUUGGCGGACCUAUUUGGCCUCCAGCCAUACGAGGAUCCUGAACCCGAAGAAUGGUGGUCUGCUAAUUAUGGUCUUUCUACGAAAGAAUCAAGACGCUUAGCAUAUGAACUGGCUAAAGAACAUAAUAAGACAAAACCUGCUUCAUGGGAAAAAAAAAAAAAUCAAAUGGCUGGAGAAGUGUGGUUGAAAUUGUUUAUGGAAAGACAUCCGAUUCUCUCUUUACGGUCUCCUCAAGCUACGAGUCUCAGCCGUGCUACUAGCUUUAACAAAAUGAAUGUUAAUUUUUUCUUUGAAAAUUACACUAGUAUUUUGCAUAAGCAUGGAUUUCAAGCUGCCGACAUCUGGAACAUGGAUGAAACUGGUGUUACCACAGUGCAAAAACCAAAUAAAGUAAUAGCUCGAAAAGGAGAGAAACAAGUUAGUGCUAUGACAUCAGCAGAACGAGGCACGUUAGUUACACUUGCUGUUGCUGUGAAUGCUAUUGGAAAGUAUUCCAUCGAUAUUUAUUUUCCCUCGAAAACCUUUCCAAGAUCAUUUUAUACGUGA